This is a messenger RNA of Aspergillus vadensis CBS 113365, 2552 nucleotides long. RefSeq lists its product as uncharacterized. Bases 1 to 2517 code for a protein of 838 amino acids. The record is from RefSeq and is a predicted model, not a curated record. Gene Ontology annotation, molecular function: transcription cis-regulatory region binding; DNA-binding transcription factor activity; transferase activity, transferring alkyl or aryl (other than methyl) groups. Gene Ontology annotation, cellular component: nucleus; membrane. The transcript is spliced from 7 exons. NCBI's taxonomy places the organism in Eukaryota, Fungi, Ascomycota, Eurotiomycetes, Eurotiales, Aspergillaceae. Gene Ontology annotation, biological process: positive regulation of transcription by RNA polymerase II.
AUGGCUGACGCCCAAGCUGUGAUAACAUAUCAUCUUCUAAAAUCCAAUCUCGGUGCAGGAGUUCUUCUAUACUUAUCAGCCGCUUGCAUUCGGCUACUACCACCACCAAAUUUUUCAGUGUCCACGGUGCUCGCUAAGAUCUUCUGUAUCUCAGUGAGCCACCAAUACUGCUGGGACAUCGUUAACCAGCUUACCUCGGUUGAUGAAGACCGGAUCAACAAGCCUAAAAGACCCAUCCCAGCCGGCCGUCUCACUGUUAUAGGAGCCAAAUGGAGAUGGUUUAUCAGUUGGACUAUCUCUCCUGCUAUCUGCUACACCCUUCUUGGCGGCGAAGCUUUGGUGAUGUUUCUCUUGUCUGAAGCUUUGAUCUACAUAUGCUACGUAUGGCCCAGACUUGAUCACUGGGCAUCCCGAAACACUUUCCCAGCCCUUUGGACAUUCCUCUCAUUCCGCCUUUUGAACAGUGUCAUCUGCAAAACCUACCCACAACUGUCCGCACAGCCAAAGGUGGACGUGAUUCUCUCGCUAUGGGUCCUCGGAACUAUUCACAUUCAGGAGUUCCAUGAUAUCGAUGGAGAUCGCAAGAUAAAGCGCAGAACACUUCCUGUGCUUUGUUCAAGUGCUCCUUCUAUGAAGAUGCUGAGGGGCAUCACGGCUGGCCUGAUUGCUGCUAGCGGGUCGGUUGUGGUCCUGUGGGGAUGGAUACAGUGCCUUGGGCCUUUCGGCUUGAUGAGUGCUGGCCUGGUGCUUACGGGAAUGUUCCAUCUCCUUGGUGCGUUGGCUGUUGGUGUUCGUUGUGUUUUUGCCACGUCGGUGGGUAUGGAUGAGAGAACCUAUAAAUCGGAAGUGAUAACGCGGGGAAAAAAGCACUCUUUCCUCAUCAGUUGGUCUCAGAAAUCAUCGAAUACUGCUGUUUUAAGUGGCUUCUCCUUCCCCGCACUAAGCAACGCUGUGAUGGCGCCUCGCCCUGCUCUCGUUGCGCACGUAUGUUUUGCACUUCUAGUUCACUGGGUGCCAAUAUCCGCUGACCAACUAGGUCUGGGCCACAUCUGUGAGCCUCAAAAGCCCGGAAGACCUGCAUCUGAAGUCCCGUCGCUAGCUUAUCGCCGACCUAGGGCUUCCCGAUCGCGCGGUGGAUGUACGUCCUGCAAGGCGCGGGAGCAGUCUCCGUCACUAGUCCUCGCCUCUCCGCAGCCGUCGCCUACGUCUCCCUCUUCCGAACCUGCUCACGAACCCAUCCUAUCUUCCGUUUCGGAUCCAGUCUCAGAGAUCGGUCCGAUCUCCCCUUCCGAGAAUCUGUUAUCAUCCGUUAGCGAUGAUCUACUAUCUCCAUUCUCGCCCCUCUGGAUCGAUGUGGAGAUGAUCCUCGGGCCCAUCCAGUCUCCAGAUGGCGCAUUCAAUCCACAUCUCCACAAUGACGACGAUCGUAGUCUAUUCAAUCACUAUGUACAUAUCGUCUCACGAGCACUAUCGCGUUCCACGACUACUGACUCCACGCCCAACCCGUUCCUAGCCACCUUGCUACCCAUGGCCGCCGCAUCGGAGACGCUAACCAGCGUCAUGCUGGGCCUUAGCGGCUGUCACUGGCGGCGCAUCUAUCCCCAAAUUUGGGACCGUGCCCUAGCGCGUCAAGGUAAAGCCUUAGCACAAGUGAGCAACCUACUCCGUCGACCGAACCAAAACCGCCAAUCUUUCCUCGAGGCCUGCGCCACCAUUCUCCUGCUCUGCCUCACAGAACUUUUCGAAGGCACCUCUCGCGUCUGGAAAUGGCAUCUCAAAGCGGCAGGAAAUCUUCUCAGCACUGCAGCAGCUGCCACCGAUCUGCACCGCCUAACAUCAACCCCAGAAGGAACCUUCUGCCUCCAACUCUUCCACUACCUCGACGCCAUGUCCACUAUAUCCCGAUGUAAACCUCCGUUAUUACGUGCAGUUCCGCUCGGAGACAACUCCAUCUCCGGAAUUCCUCCCCCCUUACUAGAAUACCUCGGCCGGGUCAACCUCCUCGCUGCCCACCGCAGCCGACGCGUCGACGACCUCGCCGAGAUCGGGUUCCGAACAGCCGCUGCGCACGUGCGCGCCCAGCUCGAUGCCUGGCGUCUUGAGUACGAUGCGACCAACACUGUUUUAACAAACAGCGACGCAGACAGAGCAACAACAGCCUUCGAAUGGGCGAUCCGGUUGCGACUACAUCAGAUCGUGGACGGAUAUGAUCCGCACCAUGCGGACGUGGAGAAUGCCCUCUCUCACAUUAUGACCGCUGUGCUGGCGAUUCCUUAUGGUAGUCCCGUGGAGGGUAGCCUGCUGUUUCCGUUAGUGAUCGCCGGCGCUAGUUGUAGGGAUAAUAUGGAGCGGAGGAUGAUUGUUAAGGAGCGGUUGAUGGUGAUGGAGAAUACGUUGGGGUUUGGACAUAUUUCGCAUGCGAGACGGUUGCUGGAGACGGUGUGGGCUGAUGAGGGCGGAGAUGGGAAUUGGGCGAGAAUAAGAUAUAGUUCGUUUCCUGGGGUGGUGUUUGUUUAGUAGUUGGUUAGUAGUCAUGUGGUGCUUCUGUUAAU